UUAUUAUCAGUCUAUUAAUUUCAUAUAAAAUUGAAACAUAUUGUAAUAUAUGUAUUAUAUAUUGUAUAUAUAAUUGGCGUCAUAAGAAUUGAAUAAGGUCGAUAUCAUCAAGAUGUUUAUCUAGAUGUUUACAUUUGAAAUGGUAAAUAUCAAAAGACUGAAACAAGAUUUAAAUGAGCAGAGUGUUGACACCAAACUCCUUCCCGAUUUCUACACACUAAUACUUAGCUUUUAUAAAACCACAAUAUAAUGUUUUUCUCUUUCUAUUCCUAAAUUUUCCCCCUCUUUUACAUUACCUUCUUUUUUUUCUUAUAAAGUUCAAUGCCUGUCGCUUCACAGUUGUCCUCAAUCAGUCGAUCAGGUACUCAAUCGGCAGUCUAAGAACAAUAUCACAGUCUUAAAGACAAAAAGGCAUCAAACAUAAGAUGUGGUUUUUCAAUAAGAUGUGUACGAGCAAUGUGCGUCUUGACGGCAAAACUGCAGUGAUAACAGGCGCAAACAGCGGCAUUGGCAAGGAGACUGCCAGAGAUUUUUACAGAAGGGGCGCUAGGGUAAUUCUUGCCUGUCGGAAUAUGGAGAAGGCAAAAAAAGCAGUCGAGGAUAUAAAGAAUAAUCCACCUGCAGGAAUUGAUAAAUCCGUAUUCCUGAACAGUACGGGUGAAUUAGUCAUUUAUUCAUUGAAUCUCUGUAGUCUGAAGAGCGUGAAGGAUUGCGCUAAAAAUUUACUGAGAAACGAAGCAGAAAUUCAUAUACUGGUAAACAAUGCUGGUGUGGCAUUACUUUCUUUCGAAAAAACAGAAGACGGACAUGAUGUGGUAUUUCAAACGAAUCAUCUCGGUCAUUUCCUUCUGACGCUUCUGCUUUUACCAAAAAUGCGUUUGUCUUCUUCCGACUGUAGGAUAAUCAAUCUCUCAUCUAUGUUGCAUCUUUUUGGUGAUAUAAAUUUUGAUGAUAUUUCUCUGGAAAAAUCGUAUGGAACAUGGAAAGCCUAUGUACAAAGCAAAUUGGCAAACGUUCUAUUCACUAAAGAACUCGCGCGUCGAUUGAAAGAGGCAAACAUUCAUGGAAUAAACGUAUACUCUUUGCAUCCUGGUUUAAUUCCAACGGAUAUAUUUCGGCAUGGCAACAAGACUCUAUUUCCGGGUGCGCAGUUUUGUUAUAAUUUAUUUACAGCGAUGUUCUGUAAGAAUAUAGUGCAAGGAGCGCAAACGACAAUAUAUUGUGCGGUGGACGAGAAAGCGGCCAAAGAGACCGGAUUUUAUUAUUCAAAUUGUGAUAUUGCAACUCCACAAUGGAGAGCGAGGGAUGAUUGGUACGCUAGGAAACUGUGGGAUUUAUCUUGUCGGCUUUUGCAUUUGAAGCCUGAGGAAGAUUUUACCGCAUUUCUAAAAACAAUGUCUCAUCAAAUCGAAUAA
Molecule: messenger RNA, 1415 nt
Organism: Linepithema humile (Argentine ant)
Lineage: Eukaryota; Metazoa; Arthropoda; Insecta; Hymenoptera; Formicidae
Product: retinol dehydrogenase 11-like
Source: RefSeq, a predicted model, not a curated record